AUGAAUGUGGCUCGCUAUGACUUUGCGUGCGCUGAGGUGGACGGGCGGGUGUAUGCAGUCGAGGGUUGCAGGGCAGAAGGAGAGUCCCUCUCGUGUGCAGAGGUGUACGACCCGGAUGCGAAUGCAUGGGCGUCUAUCGAGGGCCUUCGCAGGCCGCGCUGGGGCUGCUUCGCGUGUGGGUUCGAGGGGCGGGUGUACGUGAUGGGUGGGCGGUCGAGCUUCACGAUUGGGAAUUCACGGUCAGUGGAGGUGUACAGCCCCGGGAAGGGUGCGUGGGUGCAGAUGAAGAAGGGGUGCGUCAUGGUCAAAGCUCAUGCAGUGGUUGGGGACAGGCUGUGCUGCAUGGAGUGGAAGAACGAGCGGCGUCUCGCGGUCUUUACACCCGCAGAUAAUUCUUGGAAGCUCGUGCCCGUCCCUUUGACGGGAGCGCAAGCAUUGGUUUCCGCUUCGGGAUAUUGGAUGAGAAGCUUCUACUGUUCUCAGUGCAGGGAGACCCGGGGUAUUGCACGCUCAUGA
Messenger RNA from Striga hermonthica, 516 nucleotides. The record is from the annotation of a GenBank genome assembly. NCBI's taxonomy places the organism in Eukaryota, Viridiplantae, Streptophyta, Magnoliopsida, Lamiales, Orobanchaceae.